AUGCAAAAAGAGUGCAGCCUUGUUUCUAAGGAUAUGUUGAAUGAUUGCAUACUGGAUCUGCCAAUAGAGCAACAAGAAAUGGUUAAAACAAUUUUUAAUGCAGCAAAAUGUAAAAGCUCUAAAGGAAGAAGAUAUAGUCUAGAAUGGGUAUAUGAAUGCUUGUUAAUGCGUAUCAAGGGACCAAAAUUCUACAGAAAAAUGAGAAAAGAAAAUAAACUUGGAAGGUAUAUCAAAAAAUUGCAUACUGCUUAUGGAUUCCAAGAAAACACAUUUCAAGUCAUGAAAGAGAAAGCUCAAGACUUUAGUUUGGCAGAAAGACAUAGUUGUUUACUUCUGGAUGAAAUGCAAUUAGAAUCAGCUGUAAAAUUUCAACGCGAUAGUUUACAGUUUCAUGGUUUUGUUGACCUUGGUGCCCAUACUUCAAACAAAGAUUUGACAAAAAGAGGUGAUCAUGCACUUGUACUGAUGUAUCAACCAUUCCGUGGCAACUGGGUACAACCGAUUGGAGCAUUUCUUGGUGCAGGCGCUGUGAAUGGAAAAAUUCUAGAAAAAAUUGUUUUAGAAGCAAUCAUUCUUCUAGAAAGUAGUGGUUACUUUGUAGAUUUUAUCACAACAGAUGGUGCUACUUAG
Messenger RNA from Macrosiphum euphorbiae (potato aphid), 630 nucleotides. Lineage: Eukaryota; Metazoa; Arthropoda; Insecta; Hemiptera; Aphididae. The record is from the annotation of a GenBank genome assembly.